This is a messenger RNA of Eublepharis macularius, 705 nucleotides long. Its product is annotated as androgen-induced gene 1 protein-like. The record is from RefSeq and is a predicted model, not a curated record. Gene Ontology annotation, cellular component: endomembrane system; membrane. NCBI's taxonomy places the organism in Eukaryota, Metazoa, Chordata, Lepidosauria, Squamata, Eublepharidae. The coding region runs from base 1 to 705 and encodes 234 amino acids. The transcript is spliced from 6 exons.
AUGGUUUUGGGGCUGCAGGGCCAGCGGGCCGUGUCGGUCCUACACUUCCUGUGCUGCCUGUGGGCGAUCUUCGCCAUCACCCAUAAUGUAGGGCUGCCCAACUCCGCCCGCAAGAAAAGGGAAGACACCUAUGGAGGGCACUGGAAGCACCUGACCUUCCUUAACCAGGUUCUGCAGACAGUACUAUUUUCUCUUUGUGUCAUCAUUGAUUUUACAGCUCUCUUUGACCCUUCCCAAGAGAAGAAGAUAUCACGCGUACUGGUGCCUAUCAGAGAUUUCAUCUUCUCAGCAUUAAUGUUCCCCAUUGGCUUAUUUGUAGCUUUUGUUUUCUGGGGUCUCUAUGCAUAUGACCGAGAACUAGUGUACCCUAGAGAACUGGAUGAUAUUAAUCCAACGUGGCUUAAUCAUUCUAUGCACACUACUAUCCUGCCACUGCUUUUCAUAGAGCUCGCAGUAUGCCCACAUAAAUAUCAACAUAAGACAAGAGAAAUUCUUGGACUUACCAUCUUCACAGUUUCAUAUCUUUGUUGGAUAACGUGGGUACACUAUGUCUCUGGGGUUUGGGCAUAUCCAGUUUUAGAAGUGCUCGGUAUACCUGGAAAACUAGUAUUUUUCUCCAUCGCCUACUGUAUAGCGCUAACAUUCUACUUCCUUGGGCGGCUGCUAACAAAACAGUUGUGGGCAAGACGAAGGAAACAAUCAUAA